Messenger RNA from Cydia splendana, 858 nucleotides. Its product is annotated as carbonyl reductase [NADPH] 3-like. Gene Ontology annotation, molecular function: oxidoreductase activity. The coding region runs from base 1 to 858 and encodes 285 amino acids. NCBI's taxonomy places the organism in Eukaryota, Metazoa, Arthropoda, Insecta, Lepidoptera, Tortricidae. The record is from RefSeq and is a predicted model, not a curated record. The transcript has 2 exons.
AUGUCAAACAACAAUCUCAACAAAGUAGCAGUGGUGACCGGUGCAAAUAAAGGUCUCGGCUUUGCUUUAGUGAAAAAAUUAUGCGAACAAUUCCACGGUACAGUGUAUUUGACGUCCAGAGACUCAACCAGAGGGCUAGAGGGGUGCAAAGUAUUAGAAAAUCUCGGCCUAAAACCUGCCUACCACCAAUUGGACGUAACCGACAAUAAUAGUGUUAAGCAAUUCAUUAAAUACAUUCAAAAGAAUCAUGGGAAAAUAGACCUUCUUAUUAACAACGCAGGAAUACUUUUUCUAAAAGACUGUGUAGAAUCAAAGAGUUAUCAAGCAGAGCAGACUUUGUUCGUGAAUUUCUUUUCUUUGGUUAAUUUUACUGAAGGUAUUCUGCCGCUAAUUAGCAAUGGUGGCGCUAUAGUUAAUAUUUCGAGUUCAUCAGGACACUUAAGCAGGAUUCCUUCUGAGGAAUUGAGAAGGAAAAUUAAACGGGAGGACUUAUGUUUGGAUGAAUUGAAAAAGUUGAUGAAAGAAUAUGUGGACGCAGUCAAAGAAGGAAGGGAAGAGACUGAUGGGUGGGGUAACUCACCGUAUGUCGUGUCUAAAGUUGGUGUAAACGCUUACACGUUUAUGUUGCAUCGCAGAUUAGUUGACAGAGGGAUAUCAGUGAACUGCGUGCACCCAGGCUACGUGCAAUCUGACAUGACGCACGGGGCCGGCAACAUUGCUCCCGCGGACGCCGCUAAAGUGCCCGCAGGCUUGGCGCUGCGGCCUCCUGGCAGCGGUCUUUACGUGUGGCAUAAUGGCAGCGCCGUGGCGUGGGAUGGCAGGGACCCUAGGGAGGUUAUAGAUGGGAAAAAACCUUAA